Messenger RNA from Penicillium angulare, 927 nucleotides. Its product is annotated as cysteine hydrolase family protein. The record is from RefSeq and is a predicted model, not a curated record. The transcript has a single exon. NCBI's taxonomy places the organism in Eukaryota, Fungi, Ascomycota, Eurotiomycetes, Eurotiales, Aspergillaceae. Bases 1 to 927 code for a protein of 308 amino acids.
AUGAUCGGUCAUCCUCCAAUCAACUAUUGGAACUAUGAUCCUACCACAGGCCAAAUCGAUCUCUCGCGAGGAGCAAAAGAGAAGACUCUAGACCUACAGACAACGACAAAUCCUAUCCGAUUGGACACCAACAGAACAGCACUAGUCAUUAUAGACAUGCAGAAUCUAUUCUUGUCACCCCAUCUACGUCCAGCCGGGAUACCAAAAGAUGAGCAAUCACCUGGACAAAGAGCUGCGAAGGCGUUGAUAGACGAAGGACUUUCGGCAGCGAGAACUGCCGGGAUCCAGGUCAUCUGGUUGAAUUGGGGACUUACGGAGGAAGAACUGGAGACUAUGCCACCUGGUGUUAUGCGGGCAUUUGGGAUAUACGAGACAAAGACAAAGACCUCAGCAACAGCUGAUGCCUCGGUCAUAGAGGAUGAACCUCCAAAUAUGCUGCGAAGCAGGAAUCCGAACGUCUACAAGGGUCCUGGACAAUCUCUUGGGCUGAUAACCCUGGACAAUGAGAUAGUAGAUGGUGGAAGGAUGUUGAUGCGUGACUCAUGGAACUGUGCCCUCUAUCCACCCCUAGAGAAAGAGUUUCUCAAAGGUUCUGCUCCCUCUCCAGAUCAUCCCGAUGCAAAAAAGGAUAUCAUCAUAAACAAAAAUCGAAUGUCGGGUCUUUGGGGCUCUGAUCAGGAGUUGGAAAGGUUUUUGGAAGUGGAGGGUAUUACGAGUUUGCUUUUUGCGGGUGUUAAUCUUGACCAGUGUGUUGGAGGGACGCUGGUUGAUGCAUUUAAUAAAGGGUAUGAUUGUAUUCUGUUGAGAGAUGCAUCUGGGACAAGCUCGCCGGGAUUUUCGGAGCAAGGGUGGCAUUACAAUAUCCAGAACUGUUGGGGAUUUGUGACGACUUGCAAAGCUCUGAAGGAGGCUAAAUCCAGCUCAUGA